Molecule: messenger RNA, 5355 nt
Organism: Exophiala dermatitidis NIH/UT8656
Lineage: Eukaryota; Fungi; Ascomycota; Eurotiomycetes; Chaetothyriales; Herpotrichiellaceae
Exons: 2
Coding region: 1-5355 (1784 amino acids)
Molecular function (GO): guanyl-nucleotide exchange factor activity
Source: RefSeq, a predicted model, not a curated record
AUGGCCAGCUACCAGAAUGGUCGGCCUUACUAUCCCUCCAACAAUCAUCCUUCCUCGGGUCAGAACAGUGGCUUCGUGCCUUAUGGCUCGCAGUCUACGUAUCCGUCACGCCCCCUCGAGCGAGCCCCGAGUUUUGAUGCUGGGGAUGACGGACAGUUUCUUGAAGGAGAUGGGACGCAGAUGCAGACGGGUUCAGGCCAGCCAUAUCAAGCCUAUGAUGGGCAAACAGGAGGAAGCCCAUCAGCGAACAGAGCGCACUCGAUGGGCGUACAGGCGUCCACGACGAUGCCUUUCCGGACGAAUACUCAGUACGCCGCAUUGGCUGGAUAUCAACACCAACAUCAACCGGCAGUACCUGCUCGCCCUUCAUACAAUCCAGCACAAUAUCAGCAGCAGCAGCAGCCGCCGCCACCGCCCAACUACAACCCACAUGUCUAUGCAAGUCCUCAAUCUCCCCAGGCUCCCGGUGCCUAUCAACCAUAUAUCCCAGCGGCCUAUGGUGACCCAAACUUGACUCGUCACACUUCAGUGUAUAACAGUUACGGCUACUACGAUGUUAACGCGCAGAUAAACUCCUCUAAUCAGCCUCCUCCGCCUCCCCCCCGAACCGAACAGCAACACUAUUCACACACUCAGCCAUACGGUGCAUACCAGCAUGAUGCCACUCACCAGUUUCCAGUCCGCCAUCCUAGUGCCUCUUCCGCCGGCCAAACUCAUGCAUCAUACUCGCCUCCUACACCGGCUGCCCCUCCGCACGCAGAUCCAGCACUGGCAGGUCGGUCAUAUGGCGCUAACAGCAUUCCUGGUGAAGGGUACUCGCACAGUGCCGGAACCGCAGCGCAGUACCAGAGUUCAACACUGAGUGCAUACUCGUCUCCAGACAUCAACCGGAAUUCUUCUUUUGCGAGUCGGCUGAGCAACCAAUCUGCUUCCUCACAACCUUCACUUCCAACACCGCCCAGCAGGCAGCCCUCUGACCGCUCUCCCCAGCGCACGAACACCCUCGAUCGUCAUCCUCAAGGAAGGUCUCUUCCGGGCGUGCCGUCCGAAUCAGAGUCCGAUAAUGACUAUCAAAUCAAUGCCGAGGCGCAGCACUCCGCAGUGGGAAGGGACACCCGUCACUCAGGCUAUGAUGACUUGAUGCUUCAUCUGGAUCAAGCCAUAGGGAACAGUUCCAUGCACUCAAGGUCAGCGAGUGACUACAGGUAUAGCGACGCUAGGGAAGAGGCCCCGGCUGAUGGUUACCAGCCAACUGCGGCUCAGCCGCUCGUGUCACCAGACGAGGUCCCUACCCAUCUUAAUGGAAACAUCGCGUCCACUGGCGACACCUACAUAAACUACGGAGCAUUCUCAGACGACAGCGAUGCCGAAGCUGCGGCAGGUCUCGCUGCGCUACAAGCCUUGGAUGAGCAGGAGAGACAAGAGGAUGCGCGCCGACGUAGUGGAUCAGCGACUCUCUUCCCCAGCCAGCCGCGCCCCGGGGAAACAGCUUUGCGCCUGUCAGAUCAAGACCGCAGUAGCGACAGCGACUAUGCCGGCUACGAUCUAAGCCUUGCAGGUGGAGGUUACGCGCCUGGCAUGUCAUAUGGCGAUCCAGCUGUGACAGACUACGCUACUGUCACUGCUAUGCCGCAAAGCGAGUUGUACGGACGGCUCAAUGCGCGGAUGGACUCUGUUCGCAGCUCUCGCGUAUCAUCUGAAGGUAGAGAGUCACAGGCUAGCGGACUCGAUUCUAUCCCUCCCGCAGAGAGUUUGCGUCAAUAUGCCCCCGUACCGAACGUGGCCCGGGUUGACACUGGGGGAACCGGGGGUCUAACUGAACCCAGUCCACAUCCACGACGUUUGAGCUACGAAGAUGGAGAUGAGGCGGCGUGGAUGGAUUCCGAAACUGCUCGCACUUCUGGUGACACCAGUCCCUCCAGAGAUUCCAUGCCUGACCUAUUUUUCCAUCCUGGCCUGAGCCAACAGCGACCGCUCCCACCUCCACCUUCUCACUCGGAUCCUGGUGCCCGGUUGCCGCAUUUGAUGCCUGCAGGUACCUAUACCCAGCAAUCUCGAUUCUCACAAUACACCGAUCAGACAUCAAGGGGGUUCCCUCCCGCCCCAGACGCCUACACUAAUUCCCUGCUGAGCCCUUCACCUGUCCCUCGCUCGACCUCGCUAUCAAGUACGCGCAGUGCUCCACGUGUGGAGUACCCAGUCCGCUCAAAAACCGAUGCCGACCGGCAAAAAUUGGCGCGUCAACAGGGACGGCCAGUUUCUGAUCUCUACGACAUAGCUAGUCCCCAGUCCGCCGUCUCGUUAGAUCUUCCGGCGAUCCCCAAGAAGCGCUAUAAUCCUUCCAAGCUAUCGGCUGACCAGUUUAAGAAAUGUUCCGAGCCUUGGGCGCUCAGCUCCAUUUUGGGAUGGAUCAAAGAACUGGCAGAAGAAGAGGCAGAUCUCAAAGAGCACAGCGUCGUGGAAGGCAUUGUCGCCCUCUUCAUGAACAAGGUUCCCACCAUGUACAUCACGGAAGCUGAAGCCCUUGGAGAGCGCGUGGUCAAAGAGAUGUUGGCAACUGGCGCCCUAAUGAGGGAGGAAGAAUGGGUCAAGUUUGGUCAUGGAACAAUGUCUGGCGUACUAUAUCAACUGACGGGAAGUGGUUGCUAUUCCUCGAAGCUGCAUUUGUAUCAUACCCGAGGGCGAUGCUAUUCCUACCAUUGCAUGCGGACAUUGAAAAAGGUCGACCUUGAUUCCUUGCCAGUCGAGAAGAAGUCGGAGGACUGGGCCACAUUCUACAAGCUCACCAAAGAAGACAUCGCAGGCCACGACAAGAAAGAAAUCGAACGGCAGAAUGUGUUACAUGAGAUAGUCACCAGCGAGGAUCUCUACAUCAGCCAAUUGGAUGUGUUGAGGGUUCUAUACAGAGACCGGCUGGCAGCUGCGCAGCCACCAAUCAUUCCUCCCAAAAAGCUUCCAACCUUCCUGAGGGAAGUGUUUGGUGGGGUUGACAAAGUGAAAAAGGUGAAUCAGGACUAUCUCCUUGGACAGUUGAAGUAUCGCCAGUCUGAGCAAGGACCCUGGAUAGCAGGGUUCAGUGACAUCUUUCGUGAAUGGAUCAGGAAAGCCCGGUCGGUCUACGUUGAGUAUGCAUCCAACUUUCCUCGUGCAGACUACCUCAUGCGUCGAGAAGCGGAGCGAAAUGUGCACUUCAAACUAUUCCUCGACCAAGCUCGGGAAGACAAACGAUCGAAUCGCUUGGGCUGGGAUAACUACCUGAAAGCACCGAUCACUCGACUACAGCGUUACAGUCUUCUGCUGUCAACUGUCCAGAAAAACAUGCUCAAAGAGUCAGAAGAAAAGAACAACCUAGCCUAUGCUCUCGACGAGAUCCGGGCUGCGACCUUUGAGUGCGACUCCAAGUUCGCUGAGAUGACCAAAAAGAUGCAGCUGGUCGAAAUGCAGACUAAGUUGCGACUCAGACCAGCCAUGGAAAAAGAGGUGGAGCUCAACCUCGAUCAUCUAGGCAGGGAGAUCAUCUUCCGUGGCGAUCUUCAACGUGCUGGCGGGAAGGGCUUCCAGUGGGUCGAUACGCACGCAAUACUCUUCGAUCAUUACCUGGUGCUCGCCAAACCUCUCAGCCGGGACCGCAAAGAGGGAUAUUAUGAUGUCUCAAAAGUUCCAAUCCCAAUGGACCUCCUGGUCUUGGAAAGCUCCAAUGACCCCGCAGUAGUCAAAUCGUCAGUUAAAGGUAUCGGUGCUGUCACUACCACCGUGGUUCCACGAGGGCAGCCGGUUCCGGACUCUCGGCUUGCUAGAGCACAGUCCACCGCAAGUGGAGGGCAGCCUGGUUCUCUAUCACAUACAAGCACCAAUCUGUCAAUUGGAUCAGGAAACACCAGCCAGUCGAUGGUACCCAUCACGACGAUAGAGUCUGGCAGUUCGAAAGAGGAGAAGAUCAUGUACCCCUUUCGUGUCAAACACCUCGGAAAAACCGAGACGUACACGCUUUACGCUCCGAGCGCGCAAAAUCGCCAAGAUUGGUGUGAAGCCAUCAUCCAAGCCAAAACAAGACACGCAGAAGCAUUGUUCUCUCAGAAUGCUGAGCCGUUCAAACUUCGCGUCCUGGCAGAUACUGCUUUCGGCUACGAUGGAUUGACCUACCCCCACCGACGUAUCUUAAUCAAGGGGACGCCGCUGGACCGGGCCAUCCAGGAGGCUGAAAAGAAAUUUGCAGGCCAGGGGCGUCCAGCACCUGUUUGUCGGGCUCCUGUCAAUUGCGCAACAGUGUUUAAUCAACCAUAUGGGCGGCUCAUGUGCGCUGUCGGAACUGACUACGGUGUAUACAUUUCCGAAUAUGAAAACUCUCGGGGAUGGGUUCGGGCUAUUCCGAUGCAACGGGUCAGCCAGAUCGCGGUCCUAGAGGAGUUCAACCUAUUCCUUCUGAUUUCUGACAAGGUGCUCAUCGCAUAUCAUCUGGACGUUGUCUGCCCACCAACCGGCAACCCUGUGUUGCAAAAUGAUGGUUCGAGUCGGAAGGCGCCGCAAAAGUUGUCGGGCUCUAAGGACGUUGGCUUCUUUGUGACGGGGAAGAUGAAGGAGCGCACGCUCGUCUUCUACAAAAAGCGAGACGGUAUCGCGUCCACGUUCAAGGUACUCGAACCAGUACUGCAGAGAAGCACGACUAGCCGGUCUCGCUUCUUGCCUUCGUCAACUCGUCGAGGCCAGACCGAAUUUUUCAGGGAAUACGACGAGUUCUACAUCCCGGCCGAGUGCUACAGCCUAAACCUGUUUCAGUCAAGCUUGGCGAUAUCCACGGCGAGAGGAGUGGAAGUGCUGACCCUGGAGAAAAAGCAAACGUGGAGCGUGCCGAACUUGAGGAGCGACCAACCCGACACACAGGCUCAUCUUAGCUCAAUCGCCAGUCGGAUCAAAGACCUCAAGCCGCUGGGCAUGUUCCGACUUGGGGAGGCCGAGUUCCUCGUCACGUUUGAGGAAUGUGCUGUCUAUGUCAACAAACACGGAGAUAUCUCACGGGGGGUGGUGAUGGAGUUUGUAGGUCGCGCAAAAUCGGCCUGUCUAUAUGCGCAAUACUUGAUUCUGGUCGACGACGAUUUUGUCGAGAUUCGCGACGCCCAGAACGGGAGACUGAAGCAAGUCAUUGCCGGAAAAGACAUCAAGCUGCUUGACGAUGGCGGGGGCGGGUCUGGAGGCGGCCAGCCGCAGACGCCGGCCGCUCUCGGAGGGGGCAUCAACGGCCUUGGGAUGAAAAAUUAUAUGAACGCCCCGCGGACUCCGAAGAUUGUUCUGCAACACCCGGAGUACGAGAAGAGCCAUCUCAUUGUUGAGCUGCUGUUGACAACGGAGACGGCGUGA